CAAAAACAUAUGACAAAUUACAUUGUACAAAACCAGCACAACACUGACUUUAAAAAAUUUACAAAGAUACAAGUUACACAAUUACAGAAGUUGAAGAUGUUAUCCUAUUUCGUGGGGUUGGAAGAAGAAUUGGUCUACUUUCUUGUAGCCGAAAUUGUUGUUUUCUUUUCCAUUUUCGUGAUGCGAAGCCUACUGAAACCUGACGACACUGUUUUGAAGGCUUUAUGGCAAAGGGAGGAUGAAGAUGAAGUAUUUUAUGAUGCUCUGAGCUGUAAGAAGAUAUAAACACCUUAUUGUAACAGGAAUAAUACAAGUUUCAAUAUGAGAUGUCUUAUUGUCUGAUAUUUCUGUUUUAAUAUAAAGCUUUAAAUUG
This is a messenger RNA of Nezara viridula (southern green stink bug), 373 nucleotides long. The record is from the annotation of a GenBank genome assembly. NCBI's taxonomy places the organism in Eukaryota, Metazoa, Arthropoda, Insecta, Hemiptera, Pentatomidae.